GCAACACAUCCAUACAGUAUGAAGCCCUAUGGGCCACAGAGGCGCUAGGAAAAUCACGGAGCUGGGACCUUACCACCUCUCUCUCUCUCUCUGGCCGUCAGCGGACUCCUUUCUCUGCACACGUCUUUCUCUGAAAUGUGUGUGUGCGUGAAAGAGAGAGGAGGAAUAAAGUGUGUGUGUGCGUGUGAGGGUGCAUGUCCGGAGCAAGUAAAGGCAGGGGGAUUAUUCGGCGCUAUCGAAAUAUUUCAACACGUCGCCCUCGCUGCAGGACUGAAGCCAAUAAGAAGGAACGCAUUUUAACAGGAAUGCCGAUAUUGUAAACAGCAGCAGAGGAGAAAGAAUGCACUGCAGUCAAUUAAGUGACUCACCCAAGUUGGUUUAAUUCGGCUAAUGUCCGCAAGCCAGCGAGACACAGAAAGGUGUCCGAUGCGCGUCAAGCUCUGAAGAAAAACGGUCUCGCAGCACUUUUGAAGAAUAAUGGAGAGCAUUUUUACAUUUCUCUUUCCAGACUUUUGAUCACAACGCAGCAGACGACUGAAGAGACUCCCCGGCAACUCGUGAAAAAUAAGUGGAUGCUUAUUUCUGCAGAGCUGAAGGAGGAAUUUCCAAAGCUUUCCAACUUCUGAUCCUUUUUUCUUUUCCCGUUUUCUAUUUUGCCUCGAUUUGCUCCUCUUGUUACGCAGGCUACACUGCUGGCACAAAUACUGUUUCACAUCCAACCAGUCGUCUAUAGUUGUUGCCUGCACUUGGAUGAACUUCCUGAUGAGAGACCCAGUCAUACAGGGAUCAAGUAUGGCAUAUCAUCCGUUUAUACCUCACCGGGGUCCGGAAUUUGCCAUGAGUGCAAUGCUGGGUCACCAGCCUCCUUUCUUCCCGGCUCUGGCGCUCCCUCCCAGCGGCUCCCUCUCUCUGCCGGGCGCCCUGGGAAAGCCGAUCAUGGACCAGCUGAUGGGAGCCGCGGAGACCGGCCUCCACUUCUCUUCGCUGGGGCACCAGGCUGCUGCCGCCCACCUCAGGCCUCUCAAGACUCUGGAGCCUGAAGAGGAGGUUGAAGACGACCCUAAAGUUCACCUGGAAGCCAAGGAGCUUUGGGAACUCUUCCACAAGAGAGGCACCGAGAUGGUGAUCACCAAAUCCGGAAGGCGGAUGUUCCCCCCGUUCAAAGUGAGGUGCACUGGUCUGGACAAAAAGGCCAAAUAUAUUCUCUUGAUGGAUAUUGUUGCAGCCGACGACUGCAGGUACAAAUUUCAUAACUCCCGCUGGAUGGUGGCGGGGAAGGCCGACCCCGAAAUGCCAAAGAGGAUGUACAUUCACCCGGACAGUCCGGCUACUGGUGAACAGUGGAUGUCAAAAGUCGUCAAUUUUCACAAACUCAAGCUGACGAAUAACAUCUCCGACAAGCAUGGAUUUGUAAGUUCAACUAAUACCAUACUUAACUCGAUGCACAAAUAUCAGCCUCGGUUUCACAUUGUGAGGGCCAACGAUAUUCUCAAACUCCCGUACAGUACCUUCAGGACUUACGUUUUUCCUGAAACGGAUUUCAUUGCCGUGACUGCUUAUCAGAAUGACAAGAUAACCCAACUGAAAAUCGACCAUAAUCCAUUUGCCAAAGGAUUCCGUGACACGGGCAAUGGCAGACGGGAAAAGAGGAAACAGCUGGCCCUGCAAUCCAUGCGUUCAUACGAGGAGCAGCAGAAAAAGGAGAACGGCGCGUCAGACGACUCCUCUGGAGAGCAGGCUCCCUUUAAGUGCUUCGGCCAGGCCUCGUCCCCUGCCGUGUCUACCGCGGGCCCCCCACACCUGAAAGAUUUCUGUGACAGCGAUGAGGACAGCGACGAUGAGAGCAAAGAUGGACACAUCAAAGAUGGUCCGGACUCCAGCAAGAUUACAACAACCACGAAGGAUGGGAAGGAUCACGAUGGGAGCCCAGCUAAGGGUCAUCCCUUUAGUAACACUGACUCUGCCAGCAGGACGCGCGACAGCGGAGCCAGGACUGAGAAAAGUCAGGCAGACUCGCGGCAGAGCCCCAUCACCGUCAUCUCCAGCACCACCCGCUCUGGAGAAGACCUCAAGAGCCCGAGCCUGGACCAGCCCAAAUCGGACGAGUGCAGGUCGAUAAGCAAAGACAGUUUCAUGCCUUUGACUGUUCAGACUGACAGCCCGCACACAGCCCACGGUCACUUGCAUAAUUUUGGAUUUCCAACGGGCCUAACAGGACAACAGUUUUUCAAUCACCUUGGGAGCGCGCACCCGUUUCUCUUGCACCCCAGCCAGUUCAACAUGGGAGGUGCAUUCUCAAACAUGGCCGCGGGCAUGGGGCCACUAUUGGCAGCUGUGUCCACGGGAGGGGUGAGCACCAUGGACACGACUAGCAUGGCAUCGCCUUCGCAAAGCUUGACGGGAGCGCCAGGCUUGCCAUUUCAUCUGCAGCAACAUGUCUUGGCAUCACAGGGCCUUGCCAUGUCUCCGUUUGGCAGUUUGUUCCCCUAUCCGUACACGUACAUGGCAGCAGCCGCGGCAGCCUCCUCUGCUGCCUCCUCGGCGGUGCACCGGCACCCUUUCCUGAACGCAGUGCGCCCCCGACUCAGGUACAGCCCUUACUCCCUCCCCAUGACGGUACCGGACAGCACGCUGCUCACCACCGCCAUGCCCUCCAUGGCCGGCAGCGGGGCCGAGCUGAAAGGAGACGGCAUUGUCCCAGCCAGCCCCGUGUCUGGUGUCACCCUGGAUUCCACAUCGGAGGUGACCAGUCACUCGUCCACCAUAUCCUCCGGCUCGGUUUCCAUGUCCCCCAAAACUUGCACGGAGAAGGACGCCGCCAAUGAGCUGCAGAGCAUCCAGCGCCUGGUCAGCGGACUGGACUCAAAUCAGGACAGGCCACGGAGCGGGUCCCCCUAGGGAUUUCUUUUUUUUAAUUUUUUUUUUUAUACACACACCACCUGCUUCUCGUUUCGUUGUUGUCAUGAAAAGUGAAAAGUGUUGACGGUGAUGAAGACAUUAACAGUAGGAGGACGCUCUCGUAGAUAACAUGCAGGUUUUAAAAAUAAAAAAAGACAAAUAAAAAAGUUGGACGUUUUAGUUUCUGAAAUGCACUUUGGUUAAUACACAUCUGAUAUGUAUAUUUUUCUUUUAUUUUUUCCUUUUUUGUUAAAUUAAACAACACUUUUUAUCCUGUCAUUUGAAUACCAUACAAGUAUUGAAACUGAAAAAGUUGGCAUGGGUGUGACUUACAGAUUUAGGAGAAGUUGCUGCUGUGUCCUGUCUCCUAACUUUAUUGUACACGAGGAGAAAAUGUGUUUUAAUAUGCACUCUGAAUUGAUUUGACUUAUUUGAAUUCACUACCGUUUAACCUACCUUAUAAAGACUGCUGUAUUUUGUUGUACACUAAUAAUUGAUCGAUUGGCCAAAUGUUGCAUGCCCCCCUGAAAAAAAACCUAACGAAUGUUAUUUUAACACUAAAAAUUUAAACAAAAAGCAUAAAAAAAAUAUUUAGUUUGGAAUAUAAUUAACAACAUUCCCUUUGCUUAAGUUUCUUUUUAAUUAGGUGAACAAUUUUUAAGACAAAUUUGUUUUUCUUCAUGCCUUUUUGAAAUCAGAACAGGCCUAAUGACAUGACUGGUGCUGCGGGCCCAAGCAUGCGGAAUAUAGCCCAAAUGUCACACAGGCAAAGGGAAGCAGACAUUUAAAUAUUAAAACAAAAAGAAUGAAAGGUAGUAUUGAUUAAAAGGUGUACAUAGGGAUAUAUAAAAUAUUUAUGUAAUUAUUUCAUAUUGUUAUUGCGUGUAAAUACAACGGAGUAGUUUGUUUCUAGGGAUCUGUUCUUAAUUUAUUGUCGAUAUACCUGUGUAAAGAUAGUUUGUGGGCUAUUAUCCUUUUGUUGCCAUCUGCAUUUAUACCCCUCUUAAAAAUAUGGACUUAAUUCCUCCCCAAAUAUCCACUGAGCUAGUUAUUCACACUCAUGUGCCAUUGUAUUUUCAUUUGUUGUCCCUGUGUGUGAAGUGCUACUGUUUAAAAACGAAUGAAAAAGCGACAACGCACUGCACCAAUGGCUUGGAAUAAAAAAAAAUAUAAAAAAAUAUACAUAUUCUUUUGAGAAGAGCAAAAGAAGUGUCGUUGAAGUGUGACAAAAGUGGACUAUUUUUUUUCUGUUAUUAAAAUACUUUGCGAAACUGAUCGUACAAGUGCCGCAUAAUCGAAAAUAUGAAGGUUUCUUUUGUGUUUCUUAAAUUGUCAAUGGGUUAUGUAUUGGAGUUUUGUCUAGUUUACAACAUCGACAUCGUGUUCUUGAAAGUUUCAAUAAAAUAUUGAAAUGCCA
Molecule: messenger RNA, 4315 nt
Organism: Epinephelus moara (kelp grouper)
Lineage: Eukaryota; Metazoa; Chordata; Actinopteri; Perciformes; Serranidae
Gene: tbx3a
Product: T-box transcription factor 3a
Exons: 7
Coding region: 751-2898 (715 amino acids)
Biological process (GO): positive regulation of DNA-templated transcription; positive regulation of cell population proliferation; heart looping
Cellular component (GO): nucleus
Molecular function (GO): RNA polymerase II cis-regulatory region sequence-specific DNA binding; DNA-binding transcription factor activity, RNA polymerase II-specific
Source: RefSeq, a predicted model, not a curated record